AUGAUGCGCAGAUCGCUGGCGAUCUUACGGAAAACAGUCCAAUGGCUAUUCAUACUAACCCUGCCAUUCACAAUCCUGCCACUUUUUGGCGGCCUCUUCGGCGGUGUAUACUGGGCAUUCUGGAAUAGCAAUCACGUCUGGGAAGGGACCGAGAAAUGGCUACACGAAGUCAAGGACAGGAGCCAGGACUGGACAGUCGGCGGGAACGCGAUGAGCUUUCAAGAAUUUCAAGACCAGCCAGGCACGGUUACGAACUCAUUCCCCGUCCUGCGUGUCAACAGUAACGAUUGGUUUCGGAAAUUGGGCUUCAUUCUUCCCGACCAGUACUCCGACCCGGAUAUGAUUGUGGAGCUGGACACUCCUAUCGAUAAGUUCGCUGAUUUGACCAAGAUUAUGCGCGAUACAAAUCAUGCUGCUGCCAUGAUGAAGCGCCGAGAACAAUGGAUCUGGCUCACGGAGUUUGGCUGGCCUUUCUACAGCGAGUGGGAUGAGGCGUUCGUUACUGCGACUCGAUACGCGCAGGGCGAUCGGAAGUUGAACAAGACGAGCAUGUACGUUGCAGGAUGCAAACACAACGCGGGUUUCAUAUGCAAUGUAUGGAGCACAAGAGCCCCCGCUCUGAUUCAUUUCAUCGCUGAGGACGGCCCCGUAGACCUGACCGAUCUCCACGAAGAAGGCCUCUCCUACUCAGCCAGCCCACGCGGACUGCGACAAGUCACCGCGAGAAUCAUUGAGUUUCCGCUCAAAGACGCCUACCUCAAUCUCCCCGUCAAUACCUUCCCCAGUGAGGAGGAGCAGGUACUUGGUAUCAUGACAGGUGACAAGCUGUACGAACAGUUCGAGCCAUACCAUCCUAUGGAGCAAAUGAUGAAACGCUUCAACGAAGUCAUGCAGAAGGUUGGCGACAAGCGCGGCGAGCUGCUCUGGUAUGUCUGGGAGGCUGAUCGCUGGAUGAUCGAACAUGUCUAUAAGCCACUUGGGCUUGAGGACGCCAUGACUUUUGUGCACGACUUGACCUUCAUAUUGACCGGAAACCUCUUUCAAGUGCUGGUACUUGAUCCUUUAAGGACAGCCAAGUUCUUCUUGGACGAGUUUACAGGUAACCCCAAGCGAGGAGACUGGGUGAUGGGGGGCUCAUGGCAGGAACCGAAGGCACAAGUGCCUAUGAGUGACUGGAUGAAAGAUUUGAUUGCUUCGUUAUCGUCGAAGAGCGUUAUGGAAAGCGUGACGACCUCAGCAUACAGCACUGCCCAGACGACACCAUGA
Pseudocercospora fijiensis CIRAD86 is the source of this 1266-nucleotide messenger RNA. RefSeq lists its product as uncharacterized. The transcript has a single exon. NCBI's taxonomy places the organism in Eukaryota, Fungi, Ascomycota, Dothideomycetes, Mycosphaerellales, Mycosphaerellaceae. Bases 1 to 1266 code for a protein of 421 amino acids. The record is from RefSeq and is a predicted model, not a curated record.